Rhincodon typus (whale shark) is the source of this 3651-nucleotide messenger RNA. It is a transcript of the gene ostf1, whose product is annotated as osteoclast stimulating factor 1. The record is from RefSeq and is a predicted model, not a curated record. Gene Ontology annotation, biological process: signal transduction. The coding region runs from base 1 to 762 and encodes 253 amino acids. NCBI's taxonomy places the organism in Eukaryota, Metazoa, Chordata, Chondrichthyes, Orectolobiformes, Rhincodontidae. The transcript has 9 exons. Gene Ontology annotation, molecular function: protein binding.
AUGAAUUUUGGAAUCUACUUCUAUGUUCAGCAAAGAGACUUCAGCCAGUUACACCUGUUCCAGGAAGAUACCCCUGUGCCAAUGACUUGUGUGCAGAAUAACCUGGAGUACAGAAUACCAUUUGGAUUGAGUUUAACUAUUGCUCAGUCAAAAUACUUUGCACAUUUGUCAGUUUUCUUUGUUUUACCUCAAACAUAUCCAGAUGAAUUAUACUUUGAUGAAGGCGACGUGCUUUACAUUUCAGAUAUUAGUGAUCCCAAUUGGUGGAAAGGAACAUGCAAAGGCCGAACAGGAUUGAUUCCAAGUAACUACGUGGCUGAGCACGUGGAAUCAAUUGACAACCCAUUGCAUGAAGCUGCCAAACGUGGGAACGAAAGCUGGUUGAAAGAAUGUUUAGACAACAGAGUUGCAGUGAAUUCUCUUGACAAAGCUGGAAACACUGCUCUCUAUUGGGCAUGUCAUGGAGGACACAUUGGAAUAGUGAAAAUUCUGCUUUCCCAACCACAUGUUGAAUUAAAUCAACAGAACAAACUGGGAGACACCGUUGUGCAUGCUGCUGCAUGGAAGGGAUAUGAAGAUAUUCUAGAGCUGUUGCUCAUGAAAGGUGCCAGGAUAGAUCUGAAAAACAAUGAGAAUAAAGUGCCGCUAGACAUGGCCACCAAUCCACAAUGUUCUUCUCUUCUUAAAAAGAAAUCUGGGCAAGGUAUCACGAGAAGUGCGAGCAAUGCAGAAGAAUAUCUUGAUGAUGAAGACUCUGAUUAAAUUUUUCUAAAGUUCAAACGUCAAACACUUACUAAUAUUCUUCUGUGUUUUUAUCCCCAUUUUGCUUGAAUUAUCUUGGCACCUGUAAAUCAAAACAAAACAAAGUUGCUGAAAUUCAAUACUGAACUGUGGUGUUAUUCCAGAAAUUUUACAUUUUUGUUUUCCUGGUUUCAUUUAUCUAUACACUCUGUGCUGUGAUCACACAGAAAAAUGUGAUCUGAACUUAUUAUCUGCUCUUUUUAUUUAAAUCACUAAGCUGAUGCCAAUUUAACUAAUUUGAAAUGUGCAGAAAUGUGCAAAGUGUGGAUUUUCAAGUGUAAUUUAACAGCAAUACUUCAUGCUGAAAAUAGUCUUCCUUGAGACUAUUUGAAAAUGUAAUACAUGCAUUCUGACAAUCAAAAAAGAUUAAUUUGCUGAAAAGCCAGUUUAUGGUUUCCACCAAAGUGGGUGUACCCCUGCAUGUUUGCAUGUUAUGUUUGAGACAUUAAUGUGUUCCCUAUUUGUUGCUGUGGACUCUGGCAGCCAUCAUAAUAUGAUGGCGACAAAGAAAAAAAAAUCAUCUUUUGAACCUUGAUGCUGCCAAUCUAGCUACAACAUAACUAAAAUACAACACUUUUUUGUUAUUGGCAUUCAGCUUUUUUUUUGACAAUUUCCUUACAGCGCUUAUAAUACCAACAUGACUUGACUUGAUCAUGCAUGACAAUAACAGUUGAAGUUAACCCCCAUCUCUCCCCCUUUACGGUCCCUUAACUACUGCCAUGUUCUGUAUUUUGGUGAUUUGUAGCUGUAUUCUUGUUCAUGUUGUAAAGCAUUGCUAAUGUUGUGACGUUUUAUCCAGCUAGAAGCUGCUGCAGUUUUGAUGUCAUUUUCUGCAUUUUUAACUUCAACCGGCUCCUUAACUCACUCCUCACCUAUGCUACUUAAGACAGAUGGAAGCAAUAUUUAAUGGUUAGUGAUAGUUUUUCUCUGAAUUUGUGAAUUGGCUGCUCCGAUCAUUUAAUGGAGUGUGUUAAAUUCAAAAUUUGCUCCUUCUCGCAUGUAAACUUGAUUUCACUAUGCUUCAUUUUAUGAACCUGUCAAGUUUAUGAAAUAUUUGAAAUACCUCAAUUUGGAAUGAGUAACACAUGCCUUUAACUAGCUUGACUGCAUGGCGUUUUUAUGAUCUCUCUCAAAGUUCUGAUUACAACUAAGUAGGGCUUUUGCAUUAGAUUAAUUCAUCCAUAUGUGGGGGGGAUAAAACCAAUGUUAUGCCCACAAUUGGAUAUCUGAAAAUCAGUAGAAAUAUAAAGUAAGUCAAUGUGAAUGACUCAGUUUGAAUAUUGUGCUUCUUUCUCUCAUCCUGAUCAUGUUAAAUACAUGUUGAGAAUUUGUAAAAGACAAUACAACUUUCAAUUUUUAGAACAAAGAUCAGCCUCUCAAUCAAUUGAUUGAUUGGGAAGGCACAGUGCAGACUUCUUUCAAUGGAUGAAAUACAUUUCAACCCAAGUGGCUUAUCUAGAUGGGUGCUGAUGCUGUUUGAUUGGCCUCAUCAGAAAAGAGGAUGUAAAAUUAUGGAAUAAUGCAAAAGACCAUUCCAGUUUAGAGCAGGAGUUGGGUAUAAUGUCCCUCAUGCCUUCACCAUCCAUAAGAUUGUCACUGAUCUGAUUGUAGCUUUAACUCCAUAUUCCCACCUACCUCUGAUGUCCUUUGACUCCCAUGUAAACGUAGAACCUUCAUUACAUGUGCCUUUAAAAUUGCUCCAUUACCUGCCUCCACUGUUCUCUGGCAAAGAAAGUUCCAAAUCUCAGACACUGAAGGAAAAACAUAAUCACUCCACCUUAAAUGGAAGACCUCUUGGUUUUUAAAAUGAACCUGUAAUGGGAAACAUAAUUCCAACAUCAACCUCAAACCCCUCAGGAUCAUGUAUGUUUCAAUAAGAUCAUCAUUCGUUUUCUGAACUCCAGUGGAUAUGGGCCCAGCCUGCUGGAUCAGGAGGUAAUCCAUCUCCUCCCCUCCCUCUUCAUCCCUCUUCCCACAAAAAUUCCAGGUGUGAAGUGAGCUGCCUUUUAAUACAAUUAUAUUGUCUCUUAAGGAGAUCAAAACUGUACGCAGUACUCCAAAUGUAGUCUCACCAAUGACCUGUGGCAAAACAUGCUGCCUCAAUCACUUGCCUUACCUGCAAAGCAAUUUUGAGAUGAUGCCCUGAUCUCUCUGUGCUAUGUUCCUUUGCAGACACCGUGUGUCCACUUACUGUCCUGGUUUUAUUUGUCAUCAAAUUUAAGUCAUAAUUAUGGUUCCUUUGUCCAGGUUAUUGUGAGAAAUUGUAAAUAGUUGAGGCCCCAACACUGAAAAUAACAGUUUCAUGUUUAAAUGACCCUAUAAAACAAAAUCACGUUCAUAUGCCAUAAAAUGAAGUGUUCAGUUUGUAGCAGCUAGAUUAGUCUGUUUUUCCCAUCUCUGCAUUGCUGCAGACUUGAUCGUUUUAUAGCUGUUUUAUUAUAAUUGAUCUCUAGUGAAACUUGGGACCAUAUGUAAAUAUAUAGAAAACCAAUGGAUUACAAAUUUGAUAUGAGAAUUGGAGAAAAAUGAAUUUGAAUGUUAGGAGGAGCUUUUAGAUUACUAUGAAAUUCAAGGCUUCUGCUUUUUAAAUGCUUAUUCUUGGAUGAUACAGUUCAGUAAACAUAAAAUCUGAAGUGUAAAAUUAAUAAUAGGGUGAACAUAACUCUCUUCUAUAAAUUUUUAGAUUUUGUGCUUUAAAUAUCCUUUGUAGCUAUCGAACUUUAGGUCCAUUAUAUGUUAUGGAGGAAGUGCAAAGUGAAUUUCUGUGCACUUUGAAUAUUUUAUAACGUAAUUUAAGAAAUAUGACAUCGAGUUGCCGCUGUUCUUGGAAUAAAUGUUUUGAAGAAAAUA